Sycon ciliatum is the source of this 2018-nucleotide messenger RNA. RefSeq names its product regulator of microtubule dynamics protein 1-like. NCBI's taxonomy places the organism in Eukaryota, Metazoa, Porifera, Calcarea, Leucosolenida, Sycettidae. The record is from RefSeq and is a predicted model, not a curated record. Gene Ontology annotation, molecular function: microtubule binding. Bases 156 to 1316 code for a protein of 386 amino acids. The transcript has 9 exons. Gene Ontology annotation, cellular component: cytoplasm; mitochondrion; spindle microtubule.
UGAUGAUGCACUAGCUGUAUGAUAUCCUGAGUGUACUUUUUGUAACAUUUGCUUGACGAGUGGAUGGACAACUAAGUUUAUCCUAAGUAAUAAUAGUUACUAAGACUGCCAGAAGAGGACAAAUCUCCCUGACCUGAGUGCCGAUUUUACACAGGAUGGCGUGCCAGAGGCUGUGCAAUCGCCAGCUGGCAACGCUGUUUCAGCGAGCCUGCCGGGCUGCAUCUGAAGCAGCAUUGUCAUCACCAACACCAGCAACGCCGCUGCUGCCCACGCCCCAGUCUGUCGCGUGCACUCGUCCGACAGGCGUUCGGGCUAUACACCUCCAGACCAGCGCAGUCAAUGGCGCCGCUACUGCAGCAGCAAGAGCAGAGCACGCCCCGCGCAGCACUACAGCGCAGCAAGGAAGUCGCGGAGGUCACUGGGAGCAUAGCCGUAACGGUGGCGGCAGUGGUGAUGGUGGUGGCAGAAGUGACUGGAAGCCAUGGUCAGCUGCCUCGUGCCUACUGCUGUCUUGGACCCCCAUCACGUUGAUAGGGUUUUCGAAUGAGAAGAACAGUGAGCAGGGCGAAGAGAGUACCACUCCGGUCACGAAGAGUGUGACUGCUAAGGAACUGAAGAAGUUAGUAACGGAGGCAGACCAGCUACACAGGGCUGGAGAGUACCACAAGGAGUACGAGCUGCUCUUCCCGUACCACGCCUGCGAGGAGGCUGAGGUCCUCUGGCGCUUGUCGCGUCUCUCCAUCCUGUGCCGCGACACGGUGAUGAGGGUGGGAGGGCACUACGAGAGCUGCACGCGACAGGCACUGCGCCUCGCCAGCGCGGCUCGCACCCUUGCUCCGCAGAAUGCCAUGUGCCACCUGUGGUUUGGAAUUUCCAUGAAUCAUAUGCAGAAUUACCGUGCACCUCAUCAGAAGCUGACUGAUGUCGGCGAGAUGUUCAACUCCUUCAAGGAGAGUAUCAGAUUGAACCCGAACCUUGCCUACGCGUGGCAUUGCUUAGGGCAGUGGCACUUCCAUGUGGCCCAAGUUGGCUGGCUCAGUUGGCAGGCGGUAUCUUACGCCAACCCGAACCUUGAACGUGGAUCAUUCGAAGGGGCCAAGGACUGCUUUCUUCGCGCUGAAGAACUUAAUCCUGGCUUCUACCUGGGCAAUUUAAACUAUCUGGCCUGGACAUACGAGCAGCUCGGUGAAACCGACAAACAAAUCGAGACACUGAAGAAGGUGGUGUCCUAUGAGGCAGACGACGACGUUGAUGACGAGAACAUUCACGAAGCAGCCAUGAAGCUGGAAAGUUUGUUGAAGCCCCAACAAACAUAGGCAGCUGGUUUCACGGCCGUUCUUGCACCCAUCGGUCACCGUCCGUGAUAGAGUUCUCAUGCAUUGACUGUCGGUGAGUUUUCAGUCCUUUGCUCCGGUGUUAUCAAGACUCUUCAUCGCAUGCGCUGCAGUAUUUGGAUUAUAUCUGCAGUAUUUGGAUUAUCAUCCAUUGUCCUUAGUGCUAGCUCAUGCACAACAGAUCAAUGCGCUGUCAGGCCUAUGAACAUACACCCCAUGACGGGGAUUUCCCGUACGGGUCCAUGCUUCUUGGCCAUUUUUUCUUUCUCUGGUCUCCCUUGAUUCUACUCUAGGUACACUGCCACCCCCCCCCCCCCCCCCAUCUCCCUCGCCCAUUGAUGCUGUUUAUUAAGUAUAUAUUUUUCGCUUUAAUAUCAAUUUUAUUUAUGUUGCAAGGCAGUACUCUCACUCCGUCCAGGGUGGGUGGUCGUAGCUCUUGGAAUCAUGCUUGGUGUGCAGCAUGCUGAGUUUCUCUUGCAAGUAACGUUAUUUCUUCGUUCUUCUACAAACACGUUGCCUUGCAAUGCUCCCGGUCUUUUAAGCUUCAAAAAGACCGUGGUGCUGGUCUCUGCUACCACUCCUCACGACAACCGCAUGCAUUUCAAAGUAUUUCACAAUACUGAGCUGUUGGUUCGGAAGGACUGUGACAUGCUUCUUUUCUGUGAUACUUCAAUGUACAAUGUU